GAUUGUCGGUUUGAAUUCAAUUAUCCGUCAUGUGUGCUAAUUAUUCUCCGCAAAAUCAUACCUCAGAUUAUAAACGAGACGAACGGCAAGAAAUGUUAGUCGCCCCACCAUUAGACUUAUCGUUUAAAAAGGCCACUACUAUGGACGUUUUGUUUCUCACAGAAUUGAUGGACAAACGUGCACAAGUAGUACGCACUGGAAAAGCUCCAAUAAGAACGUUUAAAGACCGUUAUAUAACCAGUACGUUGUGGCUGAGCAACAAUCUAUUGAACUCGAUGAAAGGUCUUCAACGUCUCGCGGCGAGAGUUCUCGAUGAUCCCGUGUAUCUCAGUUGGUUAGAUUUGUCUUUUAAUGAGAUAAGAGAAAUUGGGGAAGACAUAAAGACAUUUAUAAACUUGAAAAUUCUCUACUUGCACGGCAAUAAAAUCGCAAACAUUGCAGACACUCUAAAGCUCAGAAAGUUACAGAAUCUCAGGUCGCUGACGCUACACGGUAAUCCGAUUGAAGACGUCCCCUGCUACAGGGAUUACAUCGUGCACCUUCUCCCACAGUUACUCGUCUUGGAUUUCUCGCCAGUGAUUGCUGCUGAAAAGAAAAAAGCGCUGCCCGUAGGAUUUUUUAAAAUGAUACAACCUGGGAUAUAAAUAUAAAAUUUAAUUUUUUUAUUGUUGCAUACUUUUGAUACACACCUUUCUUUAAUAUUUUUAUUUCCAUACAUACUUUUCCUUUAAAAUAUUAUACCAUGUUACUAGUUAUUCGAGGUAUGGCGGCUUUACGAAACGUAAUUGCAAUAUUAAAUUAAUAUUCUUUUAAGAACGUAUAUAUCUGAUUAUUAAAAUUUAAACUUAAAUAAUGAUAGGUAAUUAAGAUAAUGGAAAUGUAAUUUUAAAAGUGUAAUUGCAGACACACUGUUGCUUGCAUAAAUGCUGAUUAUAGAUAUAUAUUCGCUUCCAUUAAACAGUUUUUUAUAAAUCCGUCAGGUAUUAUAAACAUUUACAAAAGUAUAUUGUUACACAUUUAGAAUCAGGUAUAUUUUCAUUCUUUUUCAGACAAAUUUCUAUAAACUCAAAAUAUAGAAAAUGCUUUAUAUGUUUAAUUUAAUAUUUUUUUAAAAAUUACACAUAUUUUUAUCUGCCUCAUAAUUUUUAAUAUAAAUUAAAUAUGUAAACCAUGAAAAUACAAACCAAGAUUGUGAGAAUGUAAUGAUAUACUAUUGAUAGCAAUUGUGUGAAACUCGUUAAGAUAAUCUCGAAAACCUGAGUAUUAAUUU
This is a messenger RNA of Monomorium pharaonis (pharaoh ant), 1270 nucleotides long. RefSeq names its product leucine-rich repeat-containing protein 51-like. Gene Ontology annotation, molecular function: protein binding. The transcript is spliced from 2 exons. The record is from RefSeq and is a predicted model, not a curated record. The coding region runs from base 30 to 644 and encodes 204 amino acids. Lineage: Eukaryota; Metazoa; Arthropoda; Insecta; Hymenoptera; Formicidae.